Meloidogyne enterolobii is the source of this 1944-nucleotide messenger RNA. The record is from the annotation of a GenBank genome assembly. Lineage: Eukaryota; Metazoa; Nematoda; Chromadorea; Rhabditida; Meloidogynidae.
UCUGGAUAGGAUGGAUGGAUUUUUGAAGUAAUUUGGAGCGUUAUUGAAAAAAUUAUUUAGAGAUGACACUUUGUCCCAAAAGGGUGACAUUUUGUCCUGCCGGAUUUGUCCUGUUGACUCUUUUUCCUGUGUUAAGUACAUGACUGAUAAGAUAAGAGUUAUUUCUGCCUGUAUCUGUGUGUGUCACCGUAGAAAUUUUGCUUCGAUUUUAAUCAAGCAAUUUUGUGUAUUUUUUAUUUUGACAUUUUGUCCCAUGGCCAAAUGUCGUUUUAGAAAAGUUGAUACUCAAAUGACCUAAAGAUUAAUUUUUCAGUUUCUUGUGAUUUUACUUAGUAUGCCUUUGACUUUUUUUCUAAUUUAAUUUUUCUUUAAUUUUUGAAUAAUUUAUUCAUCAGAUCUUUCAACAUGACAAGUUCGGACGAGAAAGACAUUUCAAAUUAUAUGCGCUUUUUUUGCACAAGAAUGGUUCAAGCAGUAGUGCAAGCUCGAAUGGGAAAAAUGCAUUCUUCUCCGUGUGUCCAAGCUUCGGAUCAAAUGAUUUGGUUUAAUUUAGUUAUGGAUGAAAUUGGGGAAGUUGCUGCUUAUUUGAAAUCGACUAUUGGAAGAAAGCUUGUCAGAUUAGAUAAAGAAUGCGCAGACAAAUUUGUAAAUAUCAGAACUACUUUAUAUCAACAAAUGUCAACUCUAUUAAAAUCAAUAAUUGUUGCCUCAAGGUUUACUCCAGCAUACAGACAUUAUGUACGCAAUCAGGGACCUGAUACUUUUAUUUUUUGUUAUAAAGUAUUUGAUGGAGAACCAGAUUUAUCAAUUCUUGGAGAAGAAACAAAAUAUAGACGUUUAGGCUAUUUACCUUCCCCAUUUGGGGCAAUUUCAGUCGAAUUAUAUUUUCGAACAAAAAUGGAAAUUCAACCACAACCUUUUGUUCCUGAAGAAGAAAUUUUGGAGGAAAAGUCUAGAACAAAUAUUGGAAUAGCAAUACCAAAUGAAGGAAGUAAAAUUGUUCCGGUUAGCCCUACUUCUUUGGACAAUAUUAAUUUGUUUAGCACAAGUCCUGUUAGUCAGGAUUUACAAUUCCGUGCUUCUCCAAAAUUUAUUGUUGGAAGUGGAGGACAUUCAUUUUCGUCAGUUGGAGCUAUUCCAAGUGCUGUAGCAACAACAACUUCUGGUACAAAAUCUGAUCCAACAACAACAAUGAGAAGUAGAGCAGAAUCUCCACCAACUUCAAAUAGUUUUCCUGAAAGAAAUUCAACACCACACCAAAAAUUGCGUGUUAGAAACAAUUCUUUUCCAUUUUCUUCACUUUUGUUAUAUUCUAGAAGUUCUUCUGAUCAAUUAAAAAUUUUACCAAAUGUUCCUGAAGAUGAUGCUUUAAACACAACAAAUUUAACUUUUAAUCCACGUGGAAGCAAUAUAUCUCUCGAUAAUGAUAAAACUUUGGUUAAUAAAACAGAAGAUGUUAGAAGAAACUCCUCUGCAUGUACAGAAGAAUUUGUAGCGUUUACAAUUAAGGAAACUUGUAAAGAAGAAGAAGAGAACAAUAAUAGACAACAAACAUCAAAAUUUUCUUCUUCAAAAACGUCAACAACAUCAACAUCACCAAUUAAUGAACAACAACAAAAUAAUAUAAAAUCAGAAAAUAAUGAAAAGGAGGAAGAGGAUGAUGAGGACGAGGAAGAAGAAGAGGGAGAGGAAGGGGGUUGUUGUUCAAGUGAUAAUUCUUAUGUUAAAGUAAUUGCUUUUGCUUCUACAAACGGGUCAAAUUCUGAAUUGGGAACAGAAUUGAGCGAAUUUUUUAAAGAAGUUAGAUUUGCACCUGAUAAAUUGACAUCUUUGUGUACAUCUGAAAGUGCUGUUGAAUUGAAAGAUCAGUUGGACACCUUCCGUCAACAAGAAUCGGGUUUCAAUCAGUUUAUUAGUGAUCUUUGUGAGGAAGAGGAAGAAUAA